Messenger RNA from Cyclopterus lumpus (lumpfish), 2578 nucleotides. Its product is annotated as histone H1-like. Bases 66 to 695 code for a protein of 209 amino acids. Gene Ontology annotation, biological process: nucleosome assembly. The transcript has a single exon. Gene Ontology annotation, molecular function: DNA binding; structural constituent of chromatin. Gene Ontology annotation, cellular component: nucleosome. The record is from RefSeq and is a predicted model, not a curated record. Lineage: Eukaryota; Metazoa; Chordata; Actinopteri; Perciformes; Cyclopteridae.
CUGCUCGGAGCUCUUCAACAGUCAGUCAGACUCUCGUGUUUCCUGAAGCGCAUCAACGGAACGAAAUGGCAGAAGUAGCUCCAGCUCCGGCCCCCGCGCCGGCCAAAGCAGCCAAGAAGAAGGUGGUGUCCAAGCCGAAGAAGGCUGGUCCCAGCGUGGCUGAGCUCAUCGUCAAAGCUGUGGCCGCAUCCAAGGAGCGGAGCGGCGUGUCUGCUGCCGCCGUCAAGAAGUCUCUGACCGCCGGAGGAUACGAUGUGGAAAAGAACAACUCCCGCGUCAAGACCGCCAUCAAGAGCCUGGUGACCAAGGGGACUCUGGUCCAGACCAAGGGGAUCGGGGCGUCCGGCUCCUUCAAGAUCAGCAAGCAGGCUGUCGACAAACCGGCAAAGAAAGUUCCCGCAGCCAAGAAGCCCGCAGCCAAGAAGCCCGCAGCCAAGAAGCCCGCAGCUAAGAAACCCGCAGCGGCCAAGAAGCCCAAAGCGGCGGCAGCGAAGAAACCUGCUGCCGCAAAGAAGUCGCCGAAGAAGGCCAAGAAACCCGCAGCGGCCAAGAGCCCAAAGAAGGCCGCAAAGAGCCCCAAAAAGUCCACCAAGAGCCCCAAGAAGGUGGCGAGGAAGGCCCCCGUAGCCAAGAAGACCCCCGUCAAGAAGGCUGCCAAGCCCAAAGCCAAGAAGGCAGCACCCAAGAAGAAGUGAGCUGCAGAACAACCAACGCUCCUAUAAAAGGCUCUUUUAAGAGCCACCCACACAAUCCUUAAGAGCUUUUCCUCUAAUUGCAGAUAUUAUUCAUAUUAACAUUGUAAAUAGCUGAAGCAAAAGUUGUUUAUUUUUAAGUCAAAUUGCUCAAUCAAAUAUGAAAUGAAGACAAAUUAUACAACCAACAUGAUCAGUUUACUACAUACAUUUGUUAGGCUACUUCAAUAUAAAUGGCACUAAAGACCAUCAAUAAUAGACAUUAUUUACAUUAGCAACUUCUCUCAACAUUGGUAAAUAUUAAUUUAAUACCCUUGUUCUAGAUUUUAUAUAGACCUGAAGUAAUGGUUAAAGUCACACUUACCCACCACCAUUCAACAACAAUUAAGAGCCGUUCAUAGUACAUAAUAGUUUCAAUAAUACAAAAUAAAACAGAAACAUGACAUGGUUGGUUGAAUGAAAAUGCUCAUUGUUUAUUUAUUGUAGAUUGAUGUGCAAAAAUAGCAAUAUAUCCAUUUAAAAUGACGUCUACCAAAACGGAAGAAGUCUGAAUACUUUCUGAAGCCAGUUUAUUGAAAUCAAUAUAAAGUUGUUUGUUCCAUCUUGUUUAUCUGAAGGCCAAAGACUCGCUCAGCCAAGAGCUGCUGUUCUUCCUCCUCUGGAUGUUGAAGCCGCUUCAAAACCCUCCAGGAAGGUUACAGACUUUGUUUUAGGGUUUAGUGGAAAGGAGUCCCGUUCUUUUUUGUACUGUUAUUGUACUUUGUUGUACAAGUUAUGAUGAUAUUAAGCAGUCGUGUAUAAGCUAAAUUAAUGUAGGUUUUUUUUUAAAAAGUGGGUACAUUUUAAUACACAAUUUAUUACAUACACAUAUGUUCAUUAUAACCAUUAUCAAUGGAAUAAAACAAACACAUGUGCAGUUAUUAGUCCUAGUAAUUAAUAGUUUUCCAGUUCCACAAAGUGUUUGUCUAUAUUGAGCACAGUCUAGACAUUGGGGAUAUGUUGUCAUUUAUUGAAACUAUUUACUAUCAAAUGCAUCAGUGAAUUUCACUGAAUAAUAUAUGUUAUAUUCUUCAUUGCAUUACAGUAUAACAUUUCAAAUAUUUAUAUGAUAUUAAUAUAUAUUGAUAUUAUAUAUUUAAACAUUCAGAAGGAGGAAUUAAUCUUUAGAAGUAGUGAGUGGCUCUUAAGAGAGCCGUUGUGGUGUUGGACUCCAACAUUUUAGUGGAAAACGAUCUCAGAGCCUGGAAAAGAACAAAAAACAGGACAUUUAAUUUAUAGAGUAAUGUGAAAUAAAGAGGAGAUAUUUAAUAAACAAGAUAUGUUUAGUAUAACAAAUAUUAAUAAUGGAAUAAAUAUGCUUCAACACAUUCAGCUCAUAUCACUUAGAGUUCCACAAAGAGCCUUUCUCAGCACAUUUGAGACAUUGUAGAAAUGUCAUUUAUUGACACUCAUAUGGUUCAUGAUAAUAUAAUAACUAUCAGUCACAUCUGCAUUAUAAAGACAUGCAGCUCAGGUUAAUUGGAGACUAUGUGAGUGUGGAUGUAUGUCCGUCUCUAUCUGAGCCCUGUGAUAAACCGGCCAGGGUGUACACUGCCUUCACCCAAUGUCACCUGGGAUCGACUGCAUCGCACCCGCGACCCUAAAAGAGGAUAAGCAGUUUGGAUUAUGCAUUGAAAUGGAAAAAAAGUCCCUGCAUCAGGACCAGGACUUGUUAAAAGGUUGUUGGAUGUCCUCCAACACCUCCUCUUUUUUAUCUCACCACUAAGAUGAGCAACAUUGAUAUAGCUAUAUAAACUCUAGCUAUCUUUAUCUAUUAUAUACCGGUACCAAUACACAUGUCUGAUCACUAUAAUUUCUGAACAGUAUCACCAUCGUGAUUUUUCUAC